Molecule: messenger RNA, 952 nt
Organism: Photinus pyralis (common eastern firefly)
Lineage: Eukaryota; Metazoa; Arthropoda; Insecta; Coleoptera; Lampyridae
Exons: 4
Coding region: 207-812 (201 amino acids)
Source: RefSeq, a predicted model, not a curated record
CAUACGAUCUAACUUUCUCACUCAUUAACGCAAUCUCUCCUUAGUUUUCCGCAAACCAUUACAACAAUUUUACAAUAUAUACUGAAAAUUUUCCCCACUAAUUACUAGUUAGCAUCGAGCUGUAAUAAUGGCAUCGCUUACUAAAAAAACCUUCGAAAAAGGUGAACCGCGCGCCGAAAGUCCCCAAAGUUUAGAUACUACAGUCGAUGCUAAUAAAAGCACCGACUACGUCGUCGACGAAGAUCUGCACCACCACCGCCACCGAAAAACCGCCGCCAAAGCCAUCUGGGGUGUUAACCCAGAUGGAUCCGGUUCCGCCGCCCCAGGGAUUACCACUCCUGGAUGAUAAUCUGAGGGUAAUAACAAUACACUCAGAUAAUUCGACAUUUGCAACAGGGAAUUUGGGGGACAAUUUCGAGCUGGAUAUGCUCCUGGCGCAGUUGGAAGGGAAUUCCGCCGCAGAUUUUCUUUUCGAGCCAGCUCGUAUAGUACCGACGCCCACAUUAACCGCCGAGGCCAUGCGGUCGCCUACACCACCACUACAGCUGCACCUACCACCGCCGCCACUACCAGCAGCAACACCGGCUCCUACUCCUCCGCCGGCAGAAUCCGGCCAUGAAGCGGGAAAAAAACGAUCUCACUGUCAUGACCACGCCUCUCCGAGCAGAAUCAAAAAAAAGGGGGAAAAAUUUGGUGGAUAUCAUGCAGAUGGUCGACCUGGAGGAGGGGUACCGCCCCGAAAGACCAUCAUCGCCACAACCACUACAGUCGUCACAACAAGAGGGGGGGUCGCUUCAACCAAAGACCCCUAACCACCUACAGCAGCCUAAAACAAAUGGAGCCGGUGUACCGGGCCAAGCUGCUGGAGGCGAGAAUGAAGACGGAGUUGGAGCGGCAGCUAGAGGCGGAAAAAGCAGACGAGAAGCGUCUGGAAAAGGACGAGGUGUACAUA